GAGCGGCCUUCCACGCCGCGGCUCCCCCGCGCUCGGGGAUGGAGGCGGGCCGCCCGCACGUGCCCGUGCACCAGCUCGAGCCGAGCGAGGUACUCUUCCUCCCCCCGGACCCGCCGACCCCGUCGCGGUCGGCCUCGGAGCGCGGGCGGCGGCCCGCGGGCGACGAGCCGAGCCCCGCGGAGCGGCGCGGAGAGGGCGCGGAGUUGCGGCGGGCGGAGGGCCCGCAGGCCGACCCGUCGAGCGCGGGCGCGGGGUCCAUGGAGGUGGUUUUCCUCCCCGCGGACCCGCCGACCCCGUCGCCCUCGGCCUCGGCGGGCCGGCGGCAGCGCGCCAGCGACGGCCACAGCAGCCCGAGCCCCGCACGGCGCGACGGCGCGGAGCCGCACGGCGCGCGCGCCGGGGGCCCGCCUGCGGCCGAGCCGCUGCUGGCGAGCGUGGAGCGCCGGCUGGCCGAGCAGCUGGACCGGAUAGAGGGCAAGGUCGACUUGCUCGUCGGCGGCCACCAGAGGAGGGCCAGCGUGCGGCGGGCCCUCCGCAACAGCCAGGUCGGCGACAGCCUCACCAAGGCGUGGGAGGCGGCGGCCGAGGGGAGCCCCACCAGCCGCAUCAGCCGGGCGGCCCUGAGCCGCCAGACCUCCCCGGAUGGAGAGGGCGCUGGCCGGAAGGUGUUCGGGGCCGGUGCCGGCGACUGCCAAAGCCUCGCGGGGCGGCGCGAAGCAGGCGCGGAGCGCAGGCUGGUCGACGGCCCGCCAGCCGACCCGUCGACCGCGGGCGUGGAGUCCAUGGUGCUGCCCGCCGCCCGGCAGUCGGCGCUGCCGCCGAGGCGGAAACUGGCCCGGCAGCAGAGCUUGCCGGCGGGACGCGUCGCUGAGCUGCUCGCCGACGCGGACGGGGCGGGCUCGUCGCCGCAAUCGCCGACCCAGUCGCAGGCGCUGGAGCUUCGCGCCGCGGCCCGAGGGCCGGCGGAGCGCAGGCUGCCGGGCGACGUGCCGCCCGUGCCGCCCCGCGCGCGCAGCGCCCGGUCGUCGAUCUGGAGGCUCCCGCGGGUGACGCGCAGCCGCAUGUCGACGAGCACGGCGGCCAGCAGCUCCCCGAAGAGGAUACGGUCCUCCAUGCUGACCUCCAAGCUGACCAGGGCCCAGGAGAUCCUGAGCGAGGUGGAGAAGGCCGAGGCCAGCGAGAGGAGCCAAAAUGUCAUCGCCCCGUCGCGCUACAACCACGAGAGCAAGAAGAGGGUCAGGCUCAUAAAGCAUGCGAACACCAUCAGGCUCAAGCGUCAAGAGUUUGGGAUCGUGGGCAGAUUGGUUGUGUCCACCCAGUUCGACUUGUCCAUCACGGUCCUCGUGAUCCUGAACGCACUGAUCAUAGGCGCCCAAGUACAGCACGACGCGGUGUCCAGCAGGCACGCGCCAGAGUUCGAGUUGGCGGAGUAUUCUUUCACGGUUAUUUUCCUUGCGGAGCUUUGCGCGCGAUUGUCGGUGCACCGUUCCAAAUUCUUCACCAACCCGCAGGAGCGUUUGUGGAACAUGUUUGAUUUCUUUUUGGUGUGCCUCUCUCUGGUCGACGGCGCCCUCAGCCUGUACGGGCGGGAAUUGCCUGGGGCGUUCAUGGGCAAGCUCGCGAGGGUAAUGCGCCUACUUCGUAUCGUGCGCAUCGUUCGUGUGGUGCGGAAGCUGGCCCAGCUUCGUGUGAUGCUGCACAUGAUCAUCAGUUCGAUGCUUUCGCUUUUCUGGGUCCUGGUCAUCAUGACGGGAGUUAUCUACAUGGUUUCGGUAGUUCUCACGCAGGGAGCCACCGACUACCUGAAAGAAGCCACUGUCUCUCCCGACACCGACGAGUUCAAGGAUGUGCAAAGCUUGUACGGGUCGUUGUUCAACACGAUGUACAUUCUAUUCAUGUGCAUGUCUGGGGGAAUCAGCUGGGGGAUGGCGUCGCAGCCGAUGCGUGGCCCAGGAUGGCUGCUCGAAGCCAUUGUCAUUAGCUUUGUGUUUUUCAUGGUGUUCGCGGUGGCUAACAUCGUAAAUGGGGUCGCGGUGGCGGGUUUGUCGAUGGCGCCAUCGAGCUUUCCAAGCGCGACCGCUCGGUGA
Molecule: messenger RNA, 2087 nt
Organism: Prorocentrum cordatum
Lineage: Eukaryota; Dinophyceae; Prorocentrales; Prorocentraceae
Source: the annotation of a GenBank genome assembly